Molecule: messenger RNA, 687 nt
Organism: Daphnia carinata
Lineage: Eukaryota; Metazoa; Arthropoda; Branchiopoda; Diplostraca; Daphniidae
Product: small ribosomal subunit protein uS4
Exons: 3
Coding region: 32-616 (194 amino acids)
Biological process (GO): positive regulation of translational fidelity; translation
Cellular component (GO): cytosolic small ribosomal subunit
Molecular function (GO): rRNA binding; structural constituent of ribosome
Source: RefSeq, a predicted model, not a curated record
AUUUUUUAUCUGUGCAGGCUGAAGAGUCAAAAUGGUGAACCAUCGUGCCCCGUUGGUACAGAGGAAGGUAUGUGUCGCUCCUCGACGCCCGUUCGAGAAGGCCCGUUUGGACCAGGAAUUGAAGUUGAUUGGUGAAUAUGGUCUUCGCAACAAGCGAGAGGUCUGGAGGGUCAAGUACACCCUGGCCAAGAUCCGUAAGGCUGCCCGAGAGCUGCUAACUCUCGAUGAGAAAGAUGGCAAACGUCUGUUUGAAGGUAACGCCCUUCUGCGCCGCUUGGUACGCAUCGGCGUUUUGGAUGAGAGCCGCAUGAAGCUCGAUUACGUGCUCAGCUUGAAGGUGGAGGACUUUUUGGAGCGCCGCCUGCAGACCCAAGUUUUCAAACUCGGUCUAGCUAAAUCGAUCCACCACGCUCGCGUUCUCAUUCGCCAGCGACACAUUCGUGUUCGUAAGCAAUUGGUGAAUAUUCCUAGCUUCGUUGUUCGGUUGGAUUCUCAGAAACACAUCGAUUUUGCACUUCGUUCACCGUUUGGUGGCGGCCGCGCUGGUCGUGUCAAGAGGAAGAAUUUGAAGAAAGGCACGGAUGGUGGUGACGGAGGUGAAGAGGAUGACGAGUAACUUAUUCGCCCUCUAUGAAUUCGAGCCUCGAUAUUGUGUCUGGUCUCAGUAAUACAAUUUCGUGCACGAAA